This is a messenger RNA of Ambispora leptoticha, 149 nucleotides long. NCBI's taxonomy places the organism in Eukaryota, Fungi, Glomeromycota, Glomeromycetes, Archaeosporales, Ambisporaceae. The record is from the annotation of a GenBank genome assembly.
AGAAAACUGACAAUGAAGAUACUGUUAUGACAGACGCUAAUGAAUCUUCAAGCCAAAUUGCAGAAAACUUUAACCAAAAUACCAACACACUUUUAAAGAACCAAACAAAGAGAAAAUAUCUAAAAAUAACAACAGCAAUCAACCAACAA